Messenger RNA from Mobula hypostoma (lesser devil ray), 1044 nucleotides. Its product is annotated as speriolin-like protein. Lineage: Eukaryota; Metazoa; Chordata; Chondrichthyes; Myliobatiformes; Myliobatidae. The coding region runs from base 1 to 1044 and encodes 347 amino acids. The record is from RefSeq and is a predicted model, not a curated record. Gene Ontology annotation, cellular component: centrosome. The transcript has 4 exons.
AUGUGCGAUGACAGCGAAAAGAUCCGGCAAGAAAAUGUGAAACUUGUCACUGAGAACAAAGCUUUAAGGCACCAGCUUACUGUCCUCAAAGAAACUGAAGAACUCUGUAGCCUCAAAUGCUCCCAUUCUGCACCUGCACUCGGACAGAAGCCAAACAGUUUCCCAAUUUGUGGUCACUCCUCCACAGCUUCAGCAGAGCGAGGUGCCCCAUUGAGCCACUCACGAGAGCAGUCCAGCCCCAGUGAUAACCGGCAGCUAAGUCCAACCUUGGAGAUCUUUCUCAGACUUUCACUGUCCGAUGACUCCCCCACAGAGGGCUACAGCUCUACCCUCGGCCGACCAGAGCCAGCUAAAGUCCUCAGUUACUGUCGCACAGCUGAGUUGUUUGGAACCGGUCAUCCCAAUGUCUCCCGUGUCCCCUGCCAUGAAAUUAUGGAUCGCCAGCACUCCAACUCCAAGGCCCGGCCCACAGUCAAGAAGAUCUUGCUUUCAGAAACAGAAACAUCUGACGAAUCUAAAAAGCUGUUGCUUGAGGAAGGACACAAGACUCGAGUGUUUUACAUGAAUGAGACAAACUCCUUCUCAGGCCAGGAGAAGAAUGGUCGAGUGAUCGGGGAGAUAGCAUUCCAGCUGGAUCGGAGGAUCCUGACGCACGUAUUCCCAGAGCUAACCAGGCUGUACGGAUACACAGUAUCCAACAUUCCAUCGAAAAUCAAACAGACUGCUAUUAAUCCCCUCGACGGAACAAUGAACAAGCAGAAGUGGAAGGAAAUGAUGCAGCGUUACACAGCUUUAUUAGCAAAACUGGAAAAGCUCAACUACAAACCAGGCGUCCACGCGGGCCUCAGUGAAUUCUUGGUGAACACCUAUGGAAUUCUCAAGCAACGUCCCGACACCUACUCCAACGGCACAUGCAACCCUAUCGUCCUACGCAGGCUGUUCAUUGAUAUGGUGCCUGCCAAGCUCCUCCGAGACGCCCUAAUCCUGCUCAAUUGUCUAUGCGAGCUAUCCCGCGAUGACAAGAAACCUCUGCUUCCAUGGUGA